AUGCAAGCCGUGAUGCUGCAGCCGCUGCGUGCACAACCGCUUGUGCCCCGUGUCGCCGGAGGCCGUGGCGCGGCAGCUCUCCGUCUCGGAGGCCGGCCCCUGCACUCCAGUGGCGCCAGGACAGGGCGUGCGGCGCGGCAGGCACAGCGUCGCGGGCUGCAUCGCCCCGGUGCGGUGCAGUCUGACGACGUAGCCACCGCCACACUUACCGCGGAGCGCUCCAUGCUGAUCAACAAAGAGGUGGUCCUCUUCCUGUUCCAGCUGGAAAUGGACAGCCAGCUGCAGCGCGCCCUCACAUACGAGCGGUUCGACAUGGCCCAGGAAGUGCGGGGCCGGCGCGAGCAGGUGGACGCCGCGCUGCGCGAGCUGCAGCAGCUCAAGGGCCCCGGGUGCGGGGCGCGGGUGGCUGGGCGCAGCGACCAGAUGCACGAGCUGGCCCACGGCGCCGACCAGCUGUUCUAUCACGUGCUGGUGGACGCGCGCGACUGGCCGCUGGAUGGCGACACCCCUCCCGUGGCGUAUGUGGCUGAGGAGUGCCUCACAGCCGGCUCCUCGGCAGACUUCUCCUCCGACCAGCCCCUGGUGGACGGCUCCUUUGAGCACCCGUACUCGUACCUCCUGUUCCUGGGCGCCGACGGCCAGGGCAACAUGGUGCCCGCCCGCCAGCUGCGGGACAAGUACUGCGUGGGGCGGCGGGACGUGUAUGUGCCUGGCGACAGCCGGUGGGAGGAGGACGAGGACGAGGGGGAGGGCGGUGGCAGCGGCGGCAAGGGGCCAGAGGGGCCCGAGCCGCCGCGCGGCGAGGGCGGCGCGGGGCGCCGCAAGAUCCCCGGCAUCGACAUGAGCAGCCUGGACUGAGCCUGAUGAGGCUGAGGCCUGCUGCCACCCGCGCACAGACCCGCGCGCCACACCCCCUGUACUAUGUGCCCACACACCUUGCCCUUUCAGCAGCAAGCCACCCCACCACACGCCUUCUGUUCAUGCGCGACCGUGCAUGGUGGCGCCCCCGCCGAGAAGACGAGAUGAAACGACGAUCCCCGCCAUAUCUUGCAAAUCUGCACCCUCCCUAUCCCUUGGUUUUGCUCCCCUCCGACUAUGUUUUCCUCUCCUCCAUUCACUUGCCAUAACCACCCACGCCCGCCGCCGGGGUGGGCUUUCGCUCCAUUUCAAGCAGCACCGCUGUGGCUUGACGACCAGCAUGUACCCGCCCCUGCCCCUGGCUGCCAGCUGCUGCGAGCCCCACCUCCUCUUUCAUGAUCGGAUCCAACUGUGGAGAGUUUUUCUUUGGCGAGGCUCGCCGGCCCCCUGGGCCCCUGCGCCUUCCCAGCCCUCUACGCGGCUUUCAUUGCAGCAGAGCCUCCCGCCGGCCCUGUCUCCACUGAACUUGAACUUGUCUGCAUCUCUCGUCCCAUUGCCAGUUUGCCCCUUUGCCCCCAGCACUGCACGAAUAGGCCAGAGUGAGAGGCCACUACUGCGCUGUGCCCGCGCUGUCGUAACUGCCGAGUUAC
This is a messenger RNA of Chlorella variabilis, 1508 nucleotides long. RefSeq lists its product as hypothetical. The transcript has 8 exons. Lineage: Eukaryota; Viridiplantae; Chlorophyta; Trebouxiophyceae; Chlorellales; Chlorellaceae. Bases 1 to 858 code for a protein of 285 amino acids. The record is from RefSeq and is a predicted model, not a curated record. Gene Ontology annotation, molecular function: DNA binding.